Molecule: messenger RNA, 1770 nt
Organism: Vitis vinifera (wine grape)
Lineage: Eukaryota; Viridiplantae; Streptophyta; Magnoliopsida; Vitales; Vitaceae
Product: protein NRT1/ PTR FAMILY 1.1-like
Exons: 4
Coding region: 1-1770 (589 amino acids)
Biological process (GO): transmembrane transport
Cellular component (GO): plasma membrane
Molecular function (GO): transmembrane transporter activity
Source: RefSeq, a predicted model, not a curated record
AUGGAGCAGAUUGGGGCGGAAGAUACGAUGGGGUUGUCUUCAAAUCCAAAGAACCCGCUCCAUCAACCUUCAAAGUCAAGACUUGGUGGUUUUAGAACCAUGCCCUUCAUUAUAGUGAAUGAGGUUUUUGAGAGAAUUUCAAGCUUGGGUCUGAUGCCCAACAUGAUAUUAUACUUGAUGAGGGGAUAUAACAUGAAAGCUGUAGAUGGGUCUAACGUUUUGUUCAUUUGGUCUGCUGUUACCCAUGCGUUGGCCAUUUUUGGAGCUUUUCUCUCUGAUGCUUACUUGGGUCGGUUCAGGGUCAUCGCUCUCGGGUCUUUCUCUAGCCUUACUGGGAUGAUUUUACUCUGGUUCACAGCGGUGAUUCCAGGGAUGAAACCUCAGCCAUGUGAACAAUUUAAAGAUGAUUGCAACCCUGCAACACCAGCCCAACUUGCAGUACUGUUCUCUUCUUUUGGGCUAAUUUCAAUUGGGGCUGGUUGCAUCAGACCUUGUUCAAUGGCCUUUGGUGCAGACCAAUUGGAUAAAGAAAACCCCGAUAGCGAGAGGAUCUUGGACAGCUUCUUCAAUUGGUACUAUGCUUCUUCUGCAAUGUCAACAGUGAUUUCUUUAACAAUUAUCGUGUACAUUCAAGAUCACUUGGGGUGGAAUUUCGGGUUUGGAGUUCCUGCAAUUCUCAUGUUCUUCUCUGCCCUCAUGUUCUUAUUUGGUUCUUCGCUUUAUGUCAAAGAGAAGCCGAGCUCGAGCUUGUUUACUGGAUUUGUUCAAGUUCCUUUUGUGGCAUUCAAGAAUAGACACCUCAAUCCUCCUUGUGAUUCUGAUGAAUAUUACCAUCAUAGUCAUGACAAGAAGCUCACUCCAACCAAUCAAUUAAGGUGGCUAAACAGAGCUUGCAUGAUCAGAGAUCCUGGGAGAGACUUGAGCUCAGAUGGGUCAGAUCCAAAUUCAUGGAGUAUCUGCUCAGUGGAACAAGUGGAGUCCCUCAAAACCCUUCUAAGACUCAUCCCCAUAUGGUCCACAGGCAUCAUGAUCCUAGUGAGCAUGGGCCAGACUUCAUUUACCACACUCCAAGCAAACACCAUGGACCGGUACCUCACCCCAAAUUUUAAAAUCCCAGCAGCAUCCUUUGCUGUGUCCACAGUCGUCGUUCUCACGAUAUGGAUUCCCAUCUAUGACAUUGUACUUGUUCCCAUACUAGCAAGAUACACUGGCUGCCCUCGUGGUCUCAGCAUGAAAUUCAGAAUGGGAAUCGGGUUGGUACUUUCUUGCGUGGCCAUGGCUGUGGGAGCAAUAACAGAAAGCGUGAGACGGAGAAUCGCCAAUGAACAAGGCCUGGAUGAGCAACCAGCUGCCACAUUGAACAUGUCUGCAAUGUGGCUUCUGCCGCAGUUCAUCCUGUUUGGAUUCGCCGAGGCUUUUAGUGCAAUUGGGCAGAUUGAGUUUUAUUAUUCCCAGUUCUCCAAGAGCAUGUCAAGCAUUGCAGUGGCUCUCUUCACUGUUGGGAUAGCUGGUUCCAACUUGGUGGGAAGUCUUCUGGUGAAUGUUGUGAAUAGUGUCACAAGCAAAGGUGGUAAGGAAAGCUGGUUGUCAAGCAACCUUAAUAAAGGUCACUUGGAUUAUUAUUACUGGCUGAUUACCAUCUUGUGUUUGAUUAACAUCAUUUAUUUUCUUGUUUGUUGUUGGUCUUAUGGGCCUUUUGAGGAUGAAAAACCUGGCAUCUCUGAUGAGGGAGAAGCUAAUAUUGAGUAUAGGGCUUUACCUUCAUCUUGA